Molecule: messenger RNA, 1061 nt
Organism: Kickxella alabastrina
Lineage: Eukaryota; Fungi; Kickxellomycota; Kickxellomycetes; Kickxellales; Kickxellaceae
Product: ketopantoate reductase PanE/ApbA-domain-containing protein
Exons: 2
Coding region: 52-1059 (335 amino acids)
Biological process (GO): pantothenate biosynthetic process
Cellular component (GO): cytoplasm
Molecular function (GO): 2-dehydropantoate 2-reductase activity
Source: RefSeq, a predicted model, not a curated record
UUUGUUUUUUUUACUUUAUCUUCACUUUAUAUUAUUUUUUAAAUAAAAAACAUGGAAUCCAAAUUUCAUGUUCUUGUCGUCGGCGGCGGUGCAAUCGGAGGUCUCCUCGGCUGGCGUCUCAGCCACUCCACCACCCACACUGUCUCCCUCCUCUGCCGCUCCACCUACAAUCAAAUAAAAUCCCACGGCAUCCCAAUAACCUCCCUCCAAUAUGGCAACGCAAUCUACCACCCGGAAUAUCUCUACCGCACAAUCGACGAUGCCAUAGCACACACUACUAGCUUUGACUAUAUCCUGGUAGCACUCAAGGCACUGCCCAAUAUCUACGAUAGCUCUGAAGUAAUUUCCAAAGCUGUAGGUCCGGGGACAAUGAUUUUGCUGUUCCAGAAUGGGAUUGGCGUGGAGGAGCCGUUUUUAAAAAGAUUCGGCAAAGGUAAUCCCGUGGUUAGCUGUGUAUCAUUUGUUAGUGUGUGCAAGGAAAAUAGGGAGGAAGGCGGCGGGUUGGGUGGGUGGAGGCUCAGACAUGGCGGAUUCACCAUGGUUGUAGCCGGGUUUGCCAACGAGCAGCACACCAAUGAGGACUUGCAGAAGCUGUACAAUUUGUUUGCCGAGUUCCAACGCUCUGGCGGCAUUGACUGCUCGAUUAAAUCAGAUAUUCAGGUGUACCGGUGGCAGAAACAAAUCCUCAAUGGGUCGACCAACCCCGUGUCUGUGCUCUCCCAGCUCAGUUGCCAGGAGAUGGUCCGACAUAAACGGUAUCGUCGAAUGCUAGAAGACGUUAUGGCGGAGAUAUUUGCCGUGGCUGAGAGUAUCAUUAAGGGGAAACUUCCUGGAACAAAUGGCAUUGUGGAUCCUCCAGCGGCUAUAAGGUAUAUUGAGGGGAUUGAGGCACCUGUGUAUACGUCGAUGCUUGAGGAUUCGCUAAAUAAGAGGCAUAUGGAGACCGAGGUUAUUCUGAAAAAUCCCAUUGAUUUGGCAGAAAAACAUGGAGUGGCCGUGCCACACAUGAGGGCGUUGUAUGAGUCGCUUUUGAAAAUCGAACAAGCAUAUGAGAAGUAACA